Molecule: messenger RNA, 665 nt
Organism: Venturia canescens
Lineage: Eukaryota; Metazoa; Arthropoda; Insecta; Hymenoptera; Ichneumonidae
Gene: mRpS23
Product: mitochondrial ribosomal protein S23
Exons: 4
Coding region: 117-608 (163 amino acids)
Biological process (GO): translation
Cellular component (GO): ribosome; mitochondrion
Molecular function (GO): structural constituent of ribosome
Source: RefSeq, a predicted model, not a curated record
UAGUUGUCGAGCUCAGUCGAGCUUCUAUAUAUAUGCUCUACGAUUAAUUUUUUGUACUCUUGGGUUAGACCAUGAGGUUAUGUCACAUUAGAUCGGACGAUUUUUAAAUAAACAUCAUGGCUCAAAGCAGAUUAGAAAGAAUUGGAACAAUUUUCACGAGAACGACUUCGUUAUUACGUGGUGGAGCAAUGGCAAAAGAAGACUGUCCACUUUGGUACGUUAUUUACGAGGCAUUUCCACCAAAAGUUGAACCUCGCUUCGACAGACCUGUUGCAAAUAUUCCAGUCAGAGAAAUACUAUACAAAGAAGAUCUUAUUCGGGCUAAAUUCCAAAAAGACUACAAAAAGUUUCUUAACACCAGUCUAGUGAAUACAAAAAACAAAUCACGAACCCAGAAAUUCAUAUCGAUUUAUGAGGAAUUGGAAAAGAGUGGGAUACCGGAAGAAGAAUUGUAUACGAGAGCAACAGAAGCUUACGAAGCUCAGAUUGGUGCAUCGAGAAGUGAACGUGCUGAGCAAAACACAAACCAAGACUUUGUCAAGUCUCUCGAUACAGAAUCGGCCAAAGAAGAAACCAAAAUCAAUAUGAAAGAUGUUUUUAAAGCUUAAGCUAUUGCUAUGUGGAAAUAAAAAUAUAGAAAAAUGCAUGAGAAACAAUGCACUAAA